This is a messenger RNA of Nicotiana attenuata, 1064 nucleotides long. RefSeq lists its product as uncharacterized. The record is from RefSeq and is a predicted model, not a curated record. The transcript has 2 exons. The coding region runs from base 73 to 723 and encodes 216 amino acids. NCBI's taxonomy places the organism in Eukaryota, Viridiplantae, Streptophyta, Magnoliopsida, Solanales, Solanaceae.
AAACCCUCCUAAAACCUCAACCGUUUUCUUCGCUGUCCGGCAAGUCAGCCACCGCCCUUCCCGGUGGUUCCAAUGCGUAGAACCGGCGUAACUCCCCCAAUCUCUCUCUUCUUACUCUUCUUCCUCAUUCUCUCUAACCCACUACCUAGUUCCUCCUUUUCUUUCCCCUUUUCUAACUACCGCACCCUCUUCUCUGUUUCUCAUUCCCUUUUCUCCCGCGUCGCCAACCUCCGGGAAUCACGCGGAGACUCCGCUGGCGCUGCCCGAGCUCGAUCCAUUGCCAUAAAACUGGAGAAUGGUUUGGGUAUUGGAUUCUGGAAAGUCAUGUGGAACGUGGGUUGGGACUAUGCGAGAAAUUAUGCUUGGAGAGAUACGACGUCGUUUGAUAUGUUCGGUGUUUUGUCGGAGUUGAAUGAAAUUCUGCGUGGUCUUACUGACUUUUCAAGUGUCAGUUCAGAUAGGGAAAGGGUUAAAUGGAUGAAUCGGAAUUAUGAGAAUCUUUUUAGAGUUUCCAAAUCUCUUUUUGGUAGAUUUCGGAAGAUGUUUCGACAAUCCGGUCCAUUGCAGGAAGUCAUGGAGACACUUCAGAAGGAAGUAGUAGAUGGUGAUUUGCUUAAGGACUGCCUUGAAUUGGGCGCUAAUGAUUUGAAGGGCCUCAUCAUGGUUUUCAAGGAUAUUUCUUCGAAAUAUACCUCUACUUCCUCUUCCAGGACAGACCUGUGACUGAGUGAAUUUUGGAACCAAGGUAUUUAAGGUUAACUCUGUAACUAGUUUUGUCGUUUCCAGUGCAGUACCAACAUGGCAACAUUAGUGUAAAAGAUCAAUGCAGAAGAAGCUGAACCUUUUUUUUUUCAAGCUGUAUUUAUGUGACUUGUUAAGAACCAAAUCUAUCUUCUGAAUAUUUUUGUUAAAGUGUAAAAGUAGCUGAUUUUUGUUCAAUGAAAAAGGAUUGCUGAAAGGAACUUAAAGAAAGAUGCUUUAGUGUGGUGGGAAUCCUCAAGCAGAAGCUGCCUGCUGGGCUGUAGCUAUAGCAAUUACUAGUACUUCUGUAGAUUUUGAUUUCU